AUGUUGUACAGUCGCAGCGAGGACGACGACCCUGGACGAAGUGGAACACUGCAAAGAACAACCAUUCAUGUGAGCGUUGCGGCGGACCCCACGCAGCACACAUGUGCCGUCAUCGAAACACCAAGUGCCACCAUUGCGGCAGGAAAGGUCAUCUGGCGAAGGUUUGCAGCAGUAGCCGCCCUCGAGAACGUGGUGCCUUUGCCGUCGAGGAAAUGGAAGCGUUUGCCGAAUGUUCAAGUGUACCUCGAGGACAUCAUUGGGGCGGAAAAGGAAAACGACGGAUCGGUACUGCGGCAGGUGUUUCAGUGGCUUCGUGAACACACCCUGAAGUUGAACAAAGCCAAGUGCCGGUUUAGGGAAGCACAAGUGUCGUUUCUGGGGCACCGCAUCGAUGCCAAAGGUCUUCAUCCUCUGCAAGAUAACCUGGAGGCGGUACUGGCCGCACCGAAGCCAACAUCGGCAAGCUUUUCUCUUAGCGCAGAGCAAUUGGCAGACAGCACGAGCGAGGACAUGCUCCUCCGACAGGUGAAGACGUGGAUCCUUUGUGGUUGGCCAAACCAGCUGGGGCCGGAGCAACAGUGCCUUCAGCCGUACUUCACCCGCAGAUCAACACCGACUCGAGAUGGCAAGUCGCCCGCGGAGAUGUUGCUGGGUUUUCAACCCAGGACCCGCCUAAGUGCACAUUUUCUAGAGGAAGAGGUGGCACGGGAUCCCACGGUGAGCAGUGUAGGAGUUGAGGAGGACGUCGAGAUGAAAAACUUGGGAGGUUUAUUUACAUUAUUUACAGUGAGCUCACCGGCUGCACACGAAGUGGGGUCCGCCAACUUGUUUGCUCGUGCCGCGCCUAGGGAAUGUGGCAUCCGUGCUUCUUCGCUCCUCAAUUCGAUGAGGUCUGGGGAACUCGAAGUAGGCACAGGUAACGGUCCCGUAUCUAACAGCAGACCCCCGGUACCAUUGCCACAAGUAUUUUCACCGGGAGCGCCUGUUUGGUCACGGCAGUACAAUCAGGCUUGCCAGAGAUGGUUACCCGGCACGGUUGCCUCAACAAGAGGUAGGCGUAUGGUCACGGUGGACACCAUAGGAGAGGUGCAGCGCCGUCACGUAGACCAAGUGCGGUAUAGACUCGACGCGGAUGUAGUAAAGCAAGAAUUAUACGCAACUCGACCUGGAGACAACCAAAUCAGAGAAAGUAAUCAACCCUCUGCAGUGGAAGACGCCGAACCAUCAUCAGACGGAUCACUUGGUACAUCCCAGGCUUCCAGUGAAGCAACCUCAAGUGUACCGGCGGGCUUAGGACUUUCUAGGUGUUCUACGCGCACAAGGAGACCACCCGACAGGCUAGGCUUCUAAAGGAGAAGUGCCGUAUCGCGUCAUUGCAAGCCCGCCUAUCGCAUCACGAAGUGCGCAUGCACCUACUGAUUCGCACAGAAUAAAAGCAGCCACGCUAUCUUCAAUAAACC
This is a messenger RNA of Dermacentor andersoni, 1460 nucleotides long. Lineage: Eukaryota; Metazoa; Arthropoda; Arachnida; Ixodida; Ixodidae. The record is from RefSeq and is a predicted model, not a curated record.